Molecule: messenger RNA, 385 nt
Organism: Drosophila simulans
Lineage: Eukaryota; Metazoa; Arthropoda; Insecta; Diptera; Drosophilidae
Exons: 1
Coding region: 54-305 (83 amino acids)
Source: RefSeq, a predicted model, not a curated record
ACCACCAUCUCAUCAUCUCCAUCGGCAUAUCUGGUCUUUGUUUACCCACUUUGAUGCAACGUUUGUGUUGCUGUCAAACAAAUAACGAAACGAUUUGCUCAUUUGUUGAUAUUUGCAUUUCGCAACGGUCUUCGGGGCAGCAGAAGAAGUCUGCGGAUGCCUCUACUCCCCAUAAGAAUGCAAAUCUCGAGUGUGCUAAAGAUUUCGCAAUGGACUCUGCGAUUUCUACGACCUCUCGGGACUUGAACUCCACACGAGGAAACCACAUAUGUGAGCAUAUUCCCCGCUGGAUGGCUAUGAUGUAAAUCGUAUCACAAGUCGCAGCACUUAAAUAAACGUAAUACAUCUCUUCAUAUUGGCUUAGGCGUGUCAGCAUACCCUAGAA